This is a messenger RNA of Gilbertella persicaria, 1115 nucleotides long. RefSeq lists its product as uncharacterized. Lineage: Eukaryota; Fungi; Mucoromycota; Mucoromycetes; Mucorales; Choanephoraceae. Bases 196 to 885 code for a protein of 229 amino acids. The transcript has a single exon. The record is from RefSeq and is a predicted model, not a curated record.
GACAACGUUCUCGUUCAUUUUUUUAAGGUUUUGAAAAACCAGCUAUUCACAUUCUUAUAUGUGGUCUUUACUAUCAACGACCACUCUACUUUUAAAAAUGCUUGUCUUAUAGUAAUCAUAAUCAUAUUCUCCUCUUUCUCAUACCCUUUUCUUUCUUUUUUUUUUCUCUUUUUGAUAUUAAGAAAGAAAGAAAGAAUGCGUCCAGUCCUUUCGCUCUAUCUGUCUUCUAUCUUGCUAGCUUUUUCUGCUUUUGCUGCAGAUACUUCCAAUGCUGACUUUGAAGCCAAUGAAUUAUUUGCCUCUACAGUUGAAUUAACCAAUGAUGCCUUUACUCCCUUCCGUUGGAAAGGCGAUGCUGUACUUGCAAGCGAGACAUUCUUUAUUGAUGCUCAACCUAAUACCCGUAUUCUUAUCACAGACUAUUUAAACCGUGGAGAUAUGUUUGAAGUAUUUGAUAAUGAUCUUUCUCUCGGCUUUACUUCUGCUGUUGAUCCAGAUCAAGAAGGUUAUGCCUCUACUCCUGAAGAAGCCUUGAAUGAUGAACGUUUUAGUAAAGGCGUUUUUGGUCUGACUGAAGGUCCUCAUAGAAUCACAAUUAAGGCCAAAGGGCCCUUUGAUGAAGGCACUGCAGCUAUCCGUGUCUUGGAUCAAGCCGUAGAUGUUGCUUUCUAUAGAAACAGACGCCAGGAUGAUGACUCUGAUGAAUUCAUAGCUGGUGAACCUUUCCAAUAUGAUUAUUUUGAAGAAUAUGACUCUGAUGAUGAAUGGAACCUUUGGAGACAAAGAAACACAAAUGCAAAUGCAAACAGUAAAGUGGGAAAGAGAGAGAGAGAGAGAGAGAGAGAGAGAGAGAGAGAGAGAGAGAGAGAGAGAAAAGAGCUUUAGUCAUUUGACUCUACUAACAAAACUUCUAUUUAGGUGUUACUGCAACUACAACACUUACUAUCUUUGCACCUGCAGCUAUAGCCACCUUUGAUGUCGUUUCAACAACAACAUCAUCAUUCACAAGCACAAUUACCAGUACUACGGAUAGUGUCGCUACUACCACAGGCACGACUACCUCUACUGUAGACACACUCGUAUUAGCUGAUGCAGGAUACACAAGCACUUUUACA